Messenger RNA from Lathyrus sativus (Indian pea), 639 nucleotides. Lineage: Eukaryota; Viridiplantae; Streptophyta; Magnoliopsida; Fabales; Fabaceae. The record is from the annotation of a GenBank genome assembly.
AUGCUACAAUGGGUCUGUAGGAAGGCCAGAAAAUUGGAGUUUGGCGUUGUAAUUGAAAAUUCUGACAAUGGUUCGGAUAGAAGACAAGUAUUUCUAACAACGAUAUGCGAAAGAAGUGACACGUACCGAUCAAAGAUUAGAAAAUUAAAACGAAAUAACACUAGAUCGAGGAAAUGUGAGUGUCCGUUUAAAUUGCACGGAUAUCGUAUGGCGUAUAAGACAUGGAAAUUUAAUGUGAUUUUUGGUAUACAUAAUCGUUCCUUGAAUGACAAGCAAGCAGGUCAGUGCAUUGUAUGUCGUCUUGUUUUGGAGGAGAGGGAACUUGUUUCGGACAUGGCAUUAAACAUGGUGGCGCCGAAAAACAUACUCACAUCUUUGAAACAGGAAAGACCUCUAAAUGUUUCAAAUAUCAAGAAAAUAUACAAUGUGCGUGCUCGAGACAACAAGACAGUAAGAGGACCAAGAUCUGAGAUACAACAACUCUUGAAGCUUUUGGAUGAUGAUUAUUAUGUUUCUAGGUACAGAGUUUGUGAGGAUAAAGUCAUCGUUCGAGAUAUAUUUUGGAUUCAUUCUAAUUCCCUCGAGUUGCUCAACACCUUGCCCUUUAUACUCAUAAUUGACUCAACAUACAAAAAAUAA